This is a messenger RNA of Vicia villosa (hairy vetch), 1755 nucleotides long. RefSeq lists its product as uncharacterized. The transcript has 7 exons. The record is from RefSeq and is a predicted model, not a curated record. Lineage: Eukaryota; Viridiplantae; Streptophyta; Magnoliopsida; Fabales; Fabaceae. Bases 1 to 1755 code for a protein of 584 amino acids.
AUGACAGGUGAAGAUAAAGUUAAAGAAAAAGCUUCCAAGACUCGCAAAUCAAAACAUCUCAAACGUUUAACUCCACAAAUGACAUCUCAUGAUGCACCUCCUCAUAUAGCAUCUCAUGAUGCACCUCCACAUGUGACAUCUCAUGAUGCACCUCCUCAUAUGACAUCUCAUGAUGUAUCUACUCCUGUUGAACCUUCUCAUAAGAAAUUACAUGUUACACUUCCUCCCAAGACAUUGAAUUUUGCAUCUCUUCAUAGUACAUCUCAUGUUGCACCCUCUUCAAGCACAUCUCGUGUUGCACCUCUUUGUAGGACAUCUAUUACUAGGAAAUCUAAUGGCCCACCUCAUACUAUGACAUCUUUUACUAGGACAUUUAAUGGCCCACAUCCUUAUGUUGCACCUCCUACAAGGGAAUCUGCUACUAGAACAUCUAAUAUUCCUUCUUCUCAUGUUGCAUCUACUAAUAGGACAUCUAAUGCCUCACUUCCUCAUGUUGCAUCUGCUACUAGGACAUCUAAUGUUCCACUUCCUCAUGUUGCAUCUGCUACUAGGACAUCUAAUGUUCCAAUUCCUCAUGUUGCAUCUGCUAUUAGGACACCUAAUGUCCCACUUCCUCAUGCUGCAUCUGCUACUAGGACACCUAAUGUCCCACUUCCUCAUGCUGCAUCUGCUACUAGGACAUCUAAUGUCUCAAUUCCUCAUGCUGGAUCUGCUACUAGGACAUCAAGUGUCACACCCCCGUCUACAAUAAGAGGGGUAACAUCACCAUCUAUUUCACAACCUUCUGAUUCUGAUGGGGCACAAACCCCAAGAUCAAGUGAAACUGUCGUUCCAUCCGAGACACAAAGUAAUGGCGGAAAGCAAACCUUAUACCUUGACUUACAAGGAUUUUUGCCUUCAUAUGUUGCGGCUAGUGGGAUUGGAGAUAUCAUUAGGAGUAACUAUAUUAUGCCAUGGAACUCAUGGAAGAAGAUACACAGUGAUACGAGGGACUUGUGGUUUGGAGAGUUUAAGAAAAAGUAUAAUUUUGUUCCACCGGAUGAUGCAUGGGCUAGAAAGAACUUUGAAAGACGAGGUGCAACAAUAAUGAAAAAUAACUUAAACAAGGUUCGUGUCACAAGGAAAAGACCAAGUUGGAUUGAUCUGAAUAUGUGGAAUACACUAUGUGAGAAUUGGGGAACUUCAGAAUAUAAGAAAAAGAGUAUGCAGGCAAAAACAAAUCGAGCAUUUGACUGUGGAGGUUUUGGAAUGCCCCUUCACACUUGUGGCUCUAUCACCACUUCCCAACAUAGAGCUAAUUUGAUAGUAUAUGCAAUGACGAAACUGAAUGGCACUCCUCCCGCUCCUUCAGAUUUGUUUGUUCACACACACCAACAUCGCAGGAAUAAUACUUGGGUUGAUCGAAGAUCUGAACAUGUUUAUGAAGAAUUAACUCAACAAGAAUCUUCGCAAGGAGCUCUGCUACCAAAAGAAAUUGAUGUAUGGACUGAAGUUGCGGGAAUAAGGAAAGGACAUGUGUAUGGCCUUGGGAGUGAAUCUUCUUCAUUUGCAAGCAGGCGAAAUUACCGUGGUUCAAGUUCCUCGUCAAUAGAAUGGGUGCAAAGCUUAAACUUUCGGCCCAAGCCAUAUAUUAGAGAUCAAGUUCAUGAAGAUGAUGUGGUUGAUGAUAAUGAUGAUGUGGCUGAUGAUAAUGAUGAUAUGUGUUAUAAUAAUGAUGAUGUGCCUAAUGAUGGUGAUGAAUUAGUUCAAGAAUGA